AUGACUCUUGAAAAAAUUUACAUAGCCCGUCAUGGGUAUCGGGCAAAUUGGCUUCCUGAGCCGCAUCCACCAAACCCUACUGGAAUUGACAGUGAUCCAGCUUUAGCGCCACAUGGGGUGGACCAAGCCAUAGAAAUGGGAAAACAUCUAAGCAGUUUAUUACCAGCAGAUCAGCCACAGUUCAUUUUGACUUCUCCUUUUUACAGAUGCGUGGAAACGGCCGCACCAUAUGCUCGCGAAUCCGGCUUGAAGAUAUGUUUAGAACCUGGAGUGGGCGAAUGGUUCAAGCGUUCGAGGGCGGUGGUUCCGAAACCAGGAAGCUACGAAACGCACGCCAAAUUCUUUCCCGACGUUUUGGGUACCGCGUCUCUUUGGGAAGGCACCCUGGUUAACCCGUCUCUUGAAGGUGAAGACGAAGACGAGAUUUUCGAUAGAACGAAAAGGUUUUGGCAGGAGUUUUUCCCAAGAUUUGAACAGAAACACCCACAAGUCAAGAACCUCCUCAUUGUGACACAUGCCGCAACAAAGAUUGCAGCCGGGAUGUCCUUGAUGGGAUUGGCUUCUGUUCACGAUGCAGUCGAUGUGAAUGGGGAAAAGGGUAAAUUGCGUGCUGGUGCUUGCUCAAUAGAUAAGUACGAGAAGCAAGACGGAAAGUGGGUGAUAUUAGAGAAUGGAAGAACCGACUUCCUCAGUGGCGGCGAGGAGAUGAAUUGGAAUUUCGAUGUUAAGUUCGAGGCUGGUUCCGAUGAAGACAUUAAGGCUAGAGAAGAAGCGGCUGCGGCCGCUGCCGCAAACAACACCAGUAAGAGUGUUGAGUACGAGGUACGUAGCAAAGUUUGA
Molecule: messenger RNA, 840 nt
Organism: Clavispora lusitaniae ATCC 42720
Lineage: Eukaryota; Fungi; Ascomycota; Pichiomycetes; Serinales; Metschnikowiaceae
Product: transcription factor TFIIIC subunit
Source: RefSeq, a predicted model, not a curated record